This is a messenger RNA of Camarhynchus parvulus, 981 nucleotides long. RefSeq names its product dnaJ homolog subfamily B member 1-like. The coding region runs from base 67 to 981 and encodes 304 amino acids. Lineage: Eukaryota; Metazoa; Chordata; Aves; Passeriformes; Thraupidae. Gene Ontology annotation, cellular component: cytosol. The record is from RefSeq and is a predicted model, not a curated record. The transcript has 5 exons. Gene Ontology annotation, molecular function: transcription corepressor activity; Hsp70 protein binding.
GGCUCCCUCCCCGUGCCCGUCCCGCGGAUCCUCGCCGUGCCCGGUGCCAGAGCAGCGGCGGCGGCCAUGGGCAAGGACUAUUACCGCACGCUGGGGCUGGCCCGGGGCGCCUCGGCCGCCGACAUCCGCCGCGCGUACCGGCGGCAGGCGCUGCGCUGCCACCCGGACAAGGACCGCUCCCCGGGCGCCGAGCAGCGCUUCAAGGAGGUGGCCGAGGCCUACGACGUGCUCAGCGACCCCAAAAAACGGGAGAUCUUCGACAAGGCUGAAAGGGGAGCCCCCACCCCCGGGCCGGGGGGCUCCAACGGGCCCACCUUCACCUACACGUUCCGCGGCGACCCGCACGCCAUGUUCGCCGAGUUCUUCGACGGGCGCAACCCCUUCGACACCUUCUUCGUGCAGCGCAACGGCGACGAUGAGGACGGCGACGAGGCCUUCAACACCUUCCACGUGGGCGGCCUCGGCAGCGUCAGCUUCCCGCGGGGCCGGGGCGGCGAGGGCCGCAAGCAGGACCCCCCCGUGCUGCACGAGCUGCGCGUGUCGCUGGAGGAGAUCUACAGCGGCUGCACCAAGAAGAUGAAGAUCUCCCACAAGCGCCUGGGCCCCGACGGGAAGACGGUGAGGAACGAGGACAAGAUCCUGACCAUCGAGGUGAAGAAGGGCUGGAAGGAGGGCACCAAGAUCACCUUCCCCAAGGAGGGCGACCAGACGCCCAACAACAUCCCGGCCGACGUGGUGUUCGUGCUCAAGGACAAGCCGCACGACGUGUUCCGCCGCGACGGCUCCGACAUCGUCUACCCGGCCAGGAUCAGCCUGCGCGAGGCUCUGUGUGGCUGCACGGUGACCGUGCCCACCCUGGACGGCCGCUCCAUGCCCAUGGUGUUCCAGGACGCUCUGUGUGGCUGCACGGUGACCGUGCCCACCCUGGACGGCCGCUCCAUGCCCAUGGUGUUCCAGGACCUCUGUGUGGCUGCACGGUGA